This is a messenger RNA of Daphnia pulicaria, 939 nucleotides long. RefSeq lists its product as uncharacterized. The coding region runs from base 16 to 747 and encodes 243 amino acids. The transcript has 5 exons. NCBI's taxonomy places the organism in Eukaryota, Metazoa, Arthropoda, Branchiopoda, Diplostraca, Daphniidae. The record is from RefSeq and is a predicted model, not a curated record.
GAGAGAGACUAUUGGAUGGCGCAAACGGGGGGGUCGGACCCCGGCCCUAUCUAUAAAAGAGGCCAGCACCGUCGAGUCGACACAACAGUCUCAGGUGUCCAACGCUCCCAGCUGCUUCACUUUGUUGCUUUCCCUUUCCAAUCGAGAGCUGUACUACACCUUUGGUCCAAUAUGUUUGCCGUUUACCUUAUCGCUGCAGUUUUGAUUGCUCAGACGCAAUCGGCCGCCAUUCCCGAAUCGGAGACGGUCCCAAUCGAGACAGUGAUCAUCGAGACGAAAGAGAACAAGGAAGCCAAAUCGUCGGUGGACACGGUCGAUUUCGCACUGCUCGAGUACACGGAGAAAGAUCACGCCAAGGAUAUCGACUCUUAUCUCGACACGGCUGUCCAGGCGGACAAAUUCGGAUGCGGAUCGAGGCUCAUCUGCGAACUGCACCGACGAGCUGAAAGCGAAUUGUUGCCGGAAGAAGUUCUCCUGCGAUCCAUGUUCGAUGGCAAGCCUUUGGCCGUCUCGUCCGACGGACCCAAAGUUGCCAAGGGUCGCGGAGUCUUCCAGUACGCGGCCUUCAUCGGCUCGACGGCCAAGAACUCUGAGACGUGCAGCCGGGCCUUUUCCCGCUGCCCGUUCGACUCUGACACGAUCCUCAUCGUCUUCCGGGCCAUCGGCAGCUCACCGGCCCUCAAAUCUCUCCAGCAUCCUUUCCCCAGUCACAAACUCCAGCCACCCAAGGAAGUUACCUCAGCUUAAUCAUCGCCCAGCAUAAUAUCAAUCGACUGCUGGGCCGCCAGUAUUUUCCCAGCAGUCCAUUUUUGACUCAUAUCAAUUCACACGAAAUAGAGUUUUAUAUUUACAUUUCACCUAUCCCCCCUCCUCCUCCACCCAUAUCGUCCGUGCAAUAUGUUGCUGAUCUGAAUAUAAAUUUUUAUAAUUUUAAACAAA